UUUUUUAAAAAAAUCCAGAGAUGGAAGUGAAACUUAACCCUGGCCUAUGACCUUCCACCAAUAGGACGAGAACCAAAAGGAGAGAGAUCGGGGAGGCGACUUCAGUUUCCAUAUUACGGAUAUACCCUUCCUCCAUCCGCUUCCACCACUACCAUAAUAAUAUAUCACCAUGCCUCCUCCUCCUCCACUUCCUCGCCUCGCCGGCCUCUCUCAUGCUGCACCCUGCCGAUCUCCACAACCACAAGCACACGCACGACCACUUGUUGCUGUAGAGUUGCCUAUAACUAGCAGCGACCGAGCACCUAGCUAGAGCGAGAUCGGCCGAGCAAUGAGCUCGGGAGGCGGAGCCAGCAGCGCACUCUGCGGCGGGGGCGGGGGCGGUGGCGCCGGAGGAGGAGUGGGAGGGGGGCCAAGCGGAAGCGGUGGCGGCGGGCCGUGCGGCGCGUGCAAGUUCCUGCGGCGCAAGUGCGUGAGCGGGUGCAUCUUCGCGCCCUACUUCGACUCGGAGCAGGGCGCGGCGCACUUCGCGGCGGUGCACAAGGUGUUCGGCGCCAGCAACGUGUCCAAGCUUCUCCUCCAGAUCCCGGCGCACAAGCGCCCCGACGCCGUCGUCACCAUCUGCUACGAGGCGCAGGCCCGCCUCCGCGACCCCGUCUACGGCUGCGUCGCCCACAUCUUCGCCCUCCAGCAGCAGGUGGUGAAUCUCCAGGCCGAGCUGACCUACUUGCAAGCCCACCUGGCGACGCUGGAGCUGCCGUCCCCGCCACCGCUAAUGCCGGCACCGCCGCAGAUGCCGAUGCCGGCGCCGUUCUCCAUCUCGGACCUCCCGUCGUCGACGAGCGUCCCGACCACCGUAGACCUCUCCGCCCUCUUCGAUCCACCACCGCAACCACAAUGGGCACCGCUCCAGCACCAGCCGCAGCAGCACCAUCACCACCAACAACAACAUCAGCUGCGACAGCAGUCAUACGGCACGCUGGCCAGGGCGGCAUCCGGGAUGCCGGCGGAGAGCUCGGGAGGCGGCGGCGGAGACCUACAGGCUCUGGCAAGGGAGCUCCUGGAUCGCCACCGGUCCGCUGUGAAGCAGGAGCCGCAGCCACCGCCGCCGCCGCAUUCAAGAUCAUGAAAAGCGCUGGUGACUGAUCGAAGCGCUAAGAUUUGGUGCAGCAUGGACAGAUAAGUUCGCGGCAACGUCGUCGAAGAAGCUAGCUAGCAAGGGAUCGAUUGAUGGAACCGGCCGGCCGGCCGGUGAUGGCGAGUAGGUCAGCAGGAGUAGGUAAGCAGCAAUGGCCGGUUUUCGCGCGCGUAUCCGCCUUGUUGUUAGCCGAUCGAGGGUGCAAGAAGCUGCCCACUUGCUUGUGGCUUUGCUUCAAUUCUGCAGGCUGCAGGAGAGGAAGGUGGCAACGGGGGAGCGUCAGUAGUAAUAGUAGCUUGACAUUUAGGAGUAUAGCAUUUGUCACCGUUCCAUUAAUUGCAAGAUUUUAAGAAGCAUCUGUUCCUGGUAACUGCUGAUAAAGAGGGAAAAAAACUGAUUUUUUUUGGUCGCGCUGGAGAUUAAAUGUGAGUUGUGAUGGUUAUGGAGGAAUUUGGGCUUACGGUCUCCAUGUUGUAGCUAGGAAUGGAUGCAUUUUAUGUGAAGAUCUUAAUUAGGUAUUGAUUCCUUUACUGUGCCAAAAUGAUUUUUGAAAAACAUAGAUCAGGUAUAGGGACAAUGGUUAUCACAACACCCAUGCACAAA
Oryza brachyantha (malo sina) is the source of this 1738-nucleotide messenger RNA. RefSeq names its product LOB domain-containing protein 30-like. The transcript is spliced from 2 exons. The coding region runs from base 329 to 1126 and encodes 265 amino acids. NCBI's taxonomy places the organism in Eukaryota, Viridiplantae, Streptophyta, Magnoliopsida, Poales, Poaceae. Gene Ontology annotation, cellular component: nucleus. The record is from RefSeq and is a predicted model, not a curated record. Gene Ontology annotation, biological process: positive regulation of DNA-templated transcription; hormone-mediated signaling pathway.